AUGACACAGUCAGCGCAACUUACACAGGACCAGCCUUCAUGGGGUCACAGUAGCUCAGAUACACUAGAAGCAAAUAGAGUCGACGAGCAACAACAUAUAGCACGAGAGAAAUCACAGACCAGCCAAGAAAUCGAUCCAGAUGUGGAAAUCGUGGAUUGGGAUGGGCCUAAUGACCCUGAAAACCCGUUCAACUGGCCAGUGCGACAAAAAUGGAUUCUCACAUCAGUGGCUCUUUUUGGAACAUUCAUCGCUCUUCUAAACGGAACAUCGAUGGCUGUUGCUGCCGAAGCCUACAACCGCCAAUUCGGUAUCAGUGAUGCACACUUCCCAAACUCAUACUGGCCGAUUGCGAGUUGGGCGUUAGGUGGUGGUGUCUUCAUGAUGAUCCUGUUACCCAUCCUCGAAGAUUUUGGAGUCAGAUGGGGUUACCUGAUAACCUACAUUGUCCUGAUCAUUUUCAUCGUACCUUCGGCAGUCGCGCAAAACUUUGCAACACUGGUGGUUACUCGCUUCAUUGCUGGCGGAUGCGUCUCACUACUUGGAAACACGAUCAGCAGCAUCAUCUGCGAUAUCUGGGCUGGAGACCGUGGCAGGACAGUACCUAUGGAACUAUACAUUACCGUCUACUUGUUUGGCAGCACCAUGGGUCCUGUUGUUGGAGGCGCCAUUUACCAAUUCCUCAAUUGGCGUUGGAUUUUCUACAUCCAAAUCAUCUGGUACGGCGCUUUCAUCCCGCUCUUCUUCUUUACCAUCAAGGAGACCCGUGGUUCUGUCAUCCUCAAGCAACGUGCGAAGAAGAUCCGUGCAGCUACUGGAAAGAAAGCAUAUACACGCGACGAACUAAACCAUAUUCCUAUCUGGCAGGUUGUCAAGACCUCAGUACAAAGACCAGCAUACAUGCUUUUCACAGAAUGGGUUGUCUUCUCACUUACCAUGUGGUCGGCCUUUGCUGUAGGACUCGUCUACCUUUUCACUCAGAGUAUCGAGGAGGUCUUUACAGGUCUAUAUGGCUGGCCAGCCUACAGCACUGGUUACGUCCAAGCUGCCGUUGGUAUUGGAGAACUGCUUGGGUUCUGGGUCUCGUACGCAAACAUUCACUUCUACUUCCGGUCUGCAAAGUCCAAUCCUAUUGAUCCUGGUACGCCUGUUCCGGAAGCUAGACUCUAUAUGUCUCCUGUAGGUGGCUUCUUUGGCAUGACUGGAGGUAUGUUCAUUUAUGCAUGGACAUCGUAUCCAGAUAUUCCUUGGAUAGCUCCAGCGAUUGGGCUAGCAAUGGUUGGUUUCGGCAUCAACAUCGUUUGCUCGUCCAUUGCGCAAUACCUCAUGGACUCAUACUCCAAGUACGCCGGCUCAGCGAUCGCAGCGGUAGCAUUUGGCGAGAAUGUGUUUUCUGCAUUCCUGCCGCUUGCUGCACAGAGUAUGUAUACCAACCUUGGAUAUCAGUGGGCGAGUUCGGUGUUGGCGUUCUUGUCGUUGGCGCUGGCUUGUGCGCCUAUUAUUCUGUUGUUGAAGGGACCGGAGAUCAGAGCGAGGAGUCCUUUCAUCCAAGAGGCGAGAUAUGAGCAUGAUGUCAAGGGCAGUGGUGGUGAAGAGGCUUGA
This is a messenger RNA of Aureobasidium melanogenum CBS 110374, 1599 nucleotides long. Its product is annotated as MFS general substrate transporter. The record is from RefSeq and is a predicted model, not a curated record. Gene Ontology annotation, biological process: transmembrane transport. Bases 1 to 1599 code for a protein of 532 amino acids. NCBI's taxonomy places the organism in Eukaryota, Fungi, Ascomycota, Dothideomycetes, Dothideales, Saccotheciaceae. Gene Ontology annotation, molecular function: transmembrane transporter activity. The transcript is spliced from 2 exons.